Molecule: messenger RNA, 895 nt
Organism: Erinaceus europaeus (western European hedgehog)
Lineage: Eukaryota; Metazoa; Chordata; Mammalia; Eulipotyphla; Erinaceidae
Gene: AKAP19
Product: chromosome 18 C2orf88 homolog
Exons: 2
Coding region: 301-603 (100 amino acids)
Molecular function (GO): protein kinase A regulatory subunit binding
Source: RefSeq, a predicted model, not a curated record
AGCGGGCACCGCGCGGGGCACCCAACCCGCCAACCCGCCAACCCGCCAACCCGCCAACCCGUCGGCGCUCAGCGCCUCGGCCCCGCAGCUGCCCUGCAGAACGCGCAACAUCUGGGCGUGCAACAUCUGGGCGUGCAACAUCUGGGCGGCUGGCAGAUAAACAUCACACGUGGCGAGCUGUGAAGGAGCGCUGACUUCUGCAGGGACCUGGAGAGGAAAGCACACGUCAGGAUCGUGACGGCCAAAGAUGCUACUCAAGUAAUUUCUGCUGCUGCUUUUGACUCGAAGCUCUUCAGAAACAUGGGAUGCAUGAAAUCAAAGCAGACAUUCCCGUUUGCGAACACGCUUGAGGCUGAGAAGAGGCAGGAGAGUAAGGAAAGCUUUAUAUCAGAAGAGAAAAUUCUACCUGCGCCGCCUACUCCAGAGAUUGUCCAAGAAGAAGUAGCAGCAGAACCCCCAGGGCCCAACGUUGUGGUCUGUGAGUUUGCAAACCGCCUGUCCCAUGAGAUCUUGACUGACGCCAUCCAGCAGUGGGCAAGCAAUAACCUCAAGUACCAUGACAUUCCCUACAUUGAGAGCGAGGGCCUUGAUGCUGCCAGCUGACUGUCUGGCCGGUGGUAUAGUGGGUGCUCGUGCAAAUACUGGAGACAAAUGCAAACAUUGGUAUGAACACAAUUGAAACUGUCUGAAUGUGAAAAAAAAAAGUUCAUGAUAACAAGAGUAUCGGAAUACCUACAAAGAAAUGUUCUAAGCAAUUUUAUAGUAACAGCAAUUUCUGUUUGGUAUUGGAUUAUGGUUUUUGGUUUUGUUUUUUUUUUUUUUUAAAGUCAGGGCUUAACAUAAGUCAUACCAUUUCUUGAGUAAUCACCAAAGAAAUAAAGUGUUCCAAAGAUUC